UCUGUUAAACAAACAAACAUCAUCUUCCUCCACAAGCCACGCCAUUCAUCUUCUGCUUCCCUUCUCCGUAUCUGAUGGCUUUUCCGCAUACGUCGUCAUUCUGCGCCCGUAUCUCUCAAUUACCACCUCUUCGAACCUGCAUCAUCGAUGUAUCAAUGUCCUCCCGCCAAGACUCGAGACUCGGUUUACGCAUACCUUCAAAACCCCAGUUCCCUGCGACCUGCAAUGUCAGCCAUGGAAGCACGCACAUUCAGCGGAAUUCACCAAGAAAGCCUAAUUUCAUAGUCGGUGCCUCAAUUAACAACUCACCCUCAUCUUCCAAAAAAAAUCUCGUCCUGAUAAAUUCUGCAAUCACCGUGACAUUUGCAGUUGCCAGUCGCGUGCUGUACAAGCUCGCUCUCGUUCCCAUGAAAGACUACCCGUUCUUUCUCGCUCAAUUUACUACUUUCGGGUAUGUGCUGAUUUAUUUUUCCAUGUUGUAUGUGCGAUACCAUGCGGGUUUAGUUACCGAUGAAAUGAUUGCACUUCCGAAAUCACCGUUUAUGGCCAUUGGGAUUCUAGAGGCACUUGGAGUCGCAACUGGGAUGGCGGCUGCAGCCAUGCUUCCCGGACCAGCAAUACCCUUAUUGAAUCAGACAUUUUUGAUAUGGCAGCUAGCUUUUUCUACUAUUAUCCUAGGGAGAAGAUACGCUUUUAAUCAACUUGCAGGCUGCUUACUUGUGGCUGGUGGUUUGGUGGUGGCCGUUGCAAGUGGGCCGAAUGCUGGCCAGAUGCUAUCCGGUGUUGAGCUCGUAUGGCCUGCAAUAAUGAUAGCAUCAAGUGCCUUUCAAGCUGGUGCAUCGAUAAUCAAGGAGUUUGUUUUUGUAAAUUCUGCGAACCGCCUGAAGGGAAGAUCACUCGACAUAUUUGUGGUCAAUUCAUUUGGAUCGGGAUUUCAGGCUCUUUUUGUUCUUCUCUUUCUUCCUUUAUUGUCAAACUUAAAAGGUAUACCCUUUGCUCAACUUCCAUUAUAUCUCAGAAGUGGCUCCGGUUGCUUUAUAAAUAUUGGAGGCAGAGCACCAGGUUGUGAUGGGGCUCCACUCCUUCCACUGCUUUAUAUAACUACAAAUAUAGCAUUCAACAUAUCACUGCUCAAUCUGGUGAAAAUCUCCUCUGCAGUUGUUUCUUCUCUUGCUGUAUUGCUGUCAGUGCCUAUUUCGAUAUACGUGCUAUCGCUUCCAUUACCAUAUCUCCCCAAGGGUCCAAGUCUGAGCUCCUCCUUCCUAUUAGGCUGUGUGAUUCUUGUUUCAGGUCUGGUUUUAUUCAAUAUACCUCAGCCCGCCAAGCAAGCUUCAAAAUAGCUUAACCCCGCAUCAAUGCAAUUUCGAUUCUUUUCAUUUCUUUCAGUGUAUUAUGCAAAUGUAGAUAUUGAAUUAUCCCUCUGUUUAUAUGAACUGUUAAGCUUCUUGAUAUGCAAUUUGGUUCUCUUAUUAUC
Tripterygium wilfordii is the source of this 1474-nucleotide messenger RNA. RefSeq names its product protein CLT2, chloroplastic-like. Bases 75 to 1340 code for a protein of 421 amino acids. The transcript is spliced from 10 exons. Lineage: Eukaryota; Viridiplantae; Streptophyta; Magnoliopsida; Celastrales; Celastraceae. The record is from RefSeq and is a predicted model, not a curated record.